Messenger RNA from Drosophila melanogaster (fruit fly), 1515 nucleotides. It is a transcript of the gene dpr7, whose product is annotated as defective proboscis extension response 7. Bases 508 to 1368 code for a protein of 286 amino acids. Lineage: Eukaryota; Metazoa; Arthropoda; Insecta; Diptera; Drosophilidae. The record is from RefSeq and is marked reviewed. The transcript has 9 exons.
ACAGAAACACUAAAACGUGCUGCUUAGGGGUUGUUAGAGCUUACCGUUGAAAUAAUAAUUGUCGAUGCCAACGAAAUAAGUGUAAAGACUAAAAAAAGUAUAUAAAAAUUGAAGCCAGCAAGUAUAAUUGUAUGUAUAUUAAAAACACAGAUCUAAAUACCGAAAAACAGAAUAUUAUUUGAAAGUCCAUUAAAAGGAUAAAAAAUCGAUGCCGAUACAAAGUUGUUCUCAAUAAAAAUCUUGCGCCAAUACGUGCUCUCGCGUGUGCUUAAUAUCUAACUUAAUUAUAUACUUAACAUUUAUUAUAACUACAUAGGUAUAUGGAAUUCUACUCUAAAUAAUGCAUAUCUGUGAAAGACAAAUGAAUUAAAGCAACAUGUCGCGUGGCAAACAUGCCACAUUCUUGAAUAAUUCGCCAAUUAAAAUCAAACCAUUCAUUAUUUUAGUCUUGAAUUUAAAUAUAUGGUGUCAAUACAUUAGUGCAACUUCAUAUUUAAGCCUGAACGAAUGAAAACAUAUAAUGCAUUCCUGAAUACGAAGACAAAAAUUAUACAUGUAUACCUAACCAAUUUGGAGCGACCUUUCUUUGAUGAUAUUAGCCCAAGAAAUGUGUCGGCCGUAGUCGACGAAAUCGCAAUAUUAAGAUGUCGGGUUAAAAAUAAAGGAAAUCGCACGGUAUCAUGGAUGCGUAAGCGGGAUCUUCACAUUCUUACAACGAACAUUUAUACUUACACCGGCGAUCAACGAUUUUCUGUAAUACAUCCACCAGGCAGUGAAGAUUGGGACUUAAAAAUUGAUUAUGCACAGCCAAGAGACAGUGGCGUAUAUGAGUGUCAAGUGAAUACCGAGCCUAAAAUAAAUUUAGCAAUUUGUUUGCAAGUAAUAGCUGACAACGACUUUCAAGACCUUAAAACUAAGAAGCGGUUUUACGACACAAAGUCGGCUCGAGCAAAAAUUCUUGGAUCUACGGAAAUUCAUGUAAAACGGGAUAGCACUAUUGCCCUGGCUUGCUCUGUUAAUAUACAUGCACCAUCUGUGAUUUGGUAUCAUGGCUCAUCAGUUGUUGACUUCGAUUCACUUCGCGGUGGAAUAAGUUUAGAAACGGAAAAAACUGAUGUAGGAACAACGAGUCGAUUGAUGCUAACGCGAGCUUCAUUAAGGGAUUCUGGAAACUAUACAUGCGUUCCAAAUGGAGCCAUUCCAGCUUCUGUUAGGGUUCACGUAUUAACUGGUGAGCAGCCUGCAGCAAUGCAAACAAGUUCUGCCAUUCGGAUUAGGGCUUUCACUGCAAUGAUAACUAUCAUAUCAACAAAAGUGUUGUUAUAUAUUUCAAGUCUUAUGGAGCAUAUGUAUCUAAGAGAAAGAUGACUACCAAUAUAAUUUCCAUUAUAAUAUAUAAAUAACAUUAAGAUGACCGCGUGUUUACGGAGAAACCAUUGUAAAAUCGCGCUCUGUUUAUGCAAAUACGAACACUACAUGUAAUUCCUAUAGUACUAUGAAAUAAAAACCUAUAAU